Messenger RNA from Cydia splendana, 3657 nucleotides. RefSeq names its product zinc finger protein 721-like. The record is from RefSeq and is a predicted model, not a curated record. Bases 1 to 3657 code for a protein of 1218 amino acids. Gene Ontology annotation, cellular component: nucleoplasm. Gene Ontology annotation, molecular function: RNA polymerase II cis-regulatory region sequence-specific DNA binding; DNA-binding transcription repressor activity, RNA polymerase II-specific. NCBI's taxonomy places the organism in Eukaryota, Metazoa, Arthropoda, Insecta, Lepidoptera, Tortricidae. Gene Ontology annotation, biological process: regulation of transcription by RNA polymerase II. The transcript is spliced from 21 exons.
AUGUGUCGAGAGACAGGUAAGACAGAGACAGCACUUCAGCCAAAGCGAGACAGAGACAACACAUCAGCCAGAGCGAAAGAUCAUUGUGCGAUCUGCUCCGUGCGCUUCAAGCGGCAAUGCGUGCGACAGAGACACCAAGAUGUUCACCGAUUGAAGUUCCUGUGCAACGAGUGCAACUAUGUGUCGAGAGACAGAGCGAAAGAUCAUUGUGCGAUCUGCUCCGUGCGCUUCAAGCGGCAAUGCGUGCGACAGAGACACCAAGAUGUUCACCGAUUGAAGUUCCUGUGCAACGAGUGCAACUAUGUGUCUAGAGACAGGGGGCAAGCGAGGAAGCACCACGCCAUGCACGCGGGCAAGACCUACGAGUGCCAACACUGUGGGAAGAGCUUCAUUAAGAGUUCGACAUAUUUGUCGCACGUGCGGCUGGCGCACCCCGCGAUGAAUGUGGCAUGCGACAUGUGCGGCGAGACGUUCAUAGGACAAGUUGGGCUCAAGAUGCACAAGGCCAGGAUGCACGCCGAGAAAAUCAAGUGCACCAUAUGCUCAGCCAAGUUCGUUAGCAUAUCCGCGCUGAACAGACACACAGACACGGCCGGCGAGCACGGAGACCUGCGGCCGUGCGAGCAGUGCGGCGAGAACUGUGCGAGCGAGGACAAGCUACAGGAACAUGUCAAGGAGACACAUCCUACAGAGUCACACCGGUGUGAGGAGUGCGGCAUGACGUUCCCGACGUUGUCGGCGUACGACGUCCACCACCGACGCAAGCAUCUCAACCAGCGCUACAGCGACGCCGGCCGCCAGCGACACACGACGCGCAAGAAAUACCCGCAAACACACAAGCACGGCCAGUUCGUGUGCGAGACUUGCGGGAAACUCAUGCAGGUUAGUGCCAACAGCCCAUCUCAACCAGCGCUACAGCGACGCCGGCCGCCAGCGACACACGACGCGCAAGAAAUACCCGCAAACACAAGCACGGCCAGUUCGUGUGCGAGACUUGCGGGAAACUCAUGCAGGUUAGUGCCAACAGCCCAUCUCAACCAGCGCUACAGCGACGCCGGCCGCCAGCGACACACGACGCGCAAGAAAUACCCGCAAACACACAAGCACGGCCAGUUCGUGUGCGAGACUUGCGGGAAACUCAUGCAGCGCUACAGCGACGCCGGCCGCCAGCGACACACGACGCGCAAGAAAUACCCCCAAACACACAAGCACGGCCAGUUCGUGUGCGAGACUUGCGGGAAACUCAUGCAGUGCUACAGCGACGCCGGCCGACAGCGACACACGACGCGCAAGAAAUACCCGCAAACACACAAGCAGGGCCAGUUCGUGUGCGAGACUUGCGGGAAGCUCAUGCAGGUUAGUGCCAACAGCCCAUCUCAACCAGCGCUACAGCGACGCCGGCCGACAGCGACACACGACGCGCAAGAAAUACCCGCAAACACACAAGCAGGGCCAGUUCGUGUGCGAGACUUGCGGGAAGCUCAUGCAGCCCAUCUCAACCAGCGCUACAGCGACGCCGGCCGCCACCGGCACACGACGCGCAAGAAAUACCCGCAACCACACAAGCACGGCCAGUUCGUGUGCGAGACUUGCGGGAAACUCAUGCAGGUUAGUGCCAACAGCCCAUCUCAACCAGCGCUACAGCGACGCUGGCCGCCAGUGACACACGACACGCAAGAAAUACCUGCAAACACACAAGCAGGGCCAGUUCGUGUGCGAGACUUGCGGGAAGCUCAUGCAGGUCAGUGCUGCCAACAGCCCAUCUCAACCAGCGCUACAGCGACGCCGGCCACCAACGACACACGACACGCAAGAAAUACCCGCAAACACACAAGCGGGGCCAGUUCGUGUGCGAGACUUGCGGGAAGCUCAUGCAGGUCAGUGCUGCCAACAGCCCAUCUCAACCAGCGCUACAGCGACGCCGGCCGCCAGCGACACACGACACGCAAGAAAUACCCGCAAACACACAAGCAGGGCCAGUUCGUGUGCGAGACUUGCGGGAAGCUCAUGCAGGUUAGUGCCAACAGCCCAUCUCAACCAGUGCUACAGCGACGCCGGCCGACAGCGACACACGACGCGCAAGAAAUACCCGCAAACACACAAGCAGGGCCAGUUCGUGUGCGAGACUUGCGGGAAGCUCAUGCAGCCCAUCUCAACCAGCGCUACAGCGACGCCGGCCGACAGCGACACACAACGCGCAAGAAAUACCCGCAAACACACAAGCAGGGCCAGUUCGUGUGCGAGACUUGCGGGAAGCUCAUGCAGCGCUACAGCGACGCCGGCCGCCACCGGCACACGACGCGCAAGAAAUACCCGCAACCACACAAGCACGGCCAGUUCGUGUGCGAGACUUGCGGGAAACUCAUGCAGGGCCAGUUCGUGUGCGAGACUUGCGGGAAGCUCAUGCAGGUCAGUGCUGCCAACAGCCCAUCUCAACCAGCGCUACAGCGACGCCGGCCACCAACGACACACGACACGCAAGAAAUACCCGCAAACACACAAGCGGGGCCAGUUCGUGUGCGAGACUUGCGGGAAGCUCAUGCAGGUCAGUGCUGCCAACAGCCCAUCUCAACCAGCGCUACAGCGACGCCGGCCGCCAGCGACACACGACACGCAAGAAAUACCCGCAAACACACAAGCAGGGCCAGUUCGUGUGCGAGACUUGCGGGAAGCUCAUGCAGGUUAGUGCUGCCAACAGCCCAUCUCAACCAGCGCUACAGCGACGCCGGCCGCCAACGACACACGACACGCAAGAAAUACCCGCAAACACACAAGCAGGGCCAGUUCGUGUGCGAGACUUGCGGGAAGCUCAUGCAGAACGCCACCGCGCUCAGAACGCACCAGCGCUCCCAUCUGGACAUCAAACCCUUCGCCUGCAACGAAUGCCCGAAGAGCUUCACUCUCAAGACAUCCUUGCAAUGGCACAUGCGUUCGCACACAGGGGAGAAGCCGUACCAGUGCCCCGAGUGCCCGCUCGCCUUCAGCCUGAAGGGGAACCUCGACCGCCACCACAAAACUGCACACCUGGGCAUGCGCCAAAGCGUCCCCUGUCCGAUCUGCGGCCGCAUCUUCACCACCAACUCCUGCGUCAGAGUCCACAUCAAGACAGUCCACCACGGCCAGCCGGGGCCCAAGCGGGACCGACGCAAGCGGAACAAGUUCGGCAAGGAGCUAGUCCACGAGACGGUGCACCACGGCCAGCCGGGGCCCAAGCGGGACCGACGCAAGCGGAACAAGUUCGGCAAGGAGGUAGUCCACAAGACGGUGCACCACGGGCAGCCGGGGCCCAAGCGGGACCGACGCAAGCGGAACAAGUUCGGCAAGGAGGUAGUCCACGAGACGGUGCACCACGGCCAGCCGGGGCCCAAGCGGGACCGACGCAAGCGGAACAAGUUCGGCAAGGAGGUAGUCCACGAGACGGUGCACCACGGCCAGCCGGGGCCCAAGCGGGACCGACGCAAGCGAAGCAAGUUCGGCAAGGAGCUAGUCCACAAGACGGUGCACCACGGCCAGCCGGGACCCAAGCGGGACCGACGCAAGCGGAACAAGUUCGGCAAGGAGGUAGUCCACAAGACGGUGCACCACGGCCAGCCGGGACCCAAGCGGGACCGACGCAAGCGGAACAAGUUCGGCAAGGAGGUGUUAGAUAAUAAAUAA